Penicillium canariense is the source of this 1683-nucleotide messenger RNA. Its product is annotated as putative siroheme synthase. Gene Ontology annotation, biological process: siroheme biosynthetic process; sulfate assimilation. The coding region runs from base 1 to 1683 and encodes 560 amino acids. The transcript is spliced from 2 exons. The record is from RefSeq and is a predicted model, not a curated record. Gene Ontology annotation, molecular function: uroporphyrin-III C-methyltransferase activity. NCBI's taxonomy places the organism in Eukaryota, Fungi, Ascomycota, Eurotiomycetes, Eurotiales, Aspergillaceae.
AUGAAGGACGCCUCCAACGGGUUCGGUCCGGCGCCGUUAAUGACAGCCUGGAAUGUCGAGUCUCAAGUUCAUUUGAUCAUUGGGUCUAAUCCUUUGGCCGCUGCUCGAUGCGCCAGAAGUGUUGAAGCCGGCGCGAAACCUGUCAUCGUUGCGCCGGAGACGGCCGACCUGCAUCCUACCCUUUCAGCGCAAAUUUCGGAAGGCUCCGCACAAUGGGUGCGUCGCGAAUUUCAAGAAGAUGACCUGACGAGCCUGGGACGAGAGGAGGUUGAUCGCGUGGUGGAUACGGUCUUUGUCACUCUGGGCGGCAGGAACCCAUUGAGCGCACACAUCUCGAAACUUUGCCGACGCUUGCGGAUCCCAAUCAAUGUGUCUGACGCCCCCGAGUUGUGUUCAUUCACACUACUUUCUACCUACUCCGACGGCCCUCUGCAUAUUGGAAUUACAACUUCGGGUCGUGGCUGCAAGCUCGCAUCUCGGCUGCGCAGAGAGAUUGCUGCUUUCCUCCCAGCUAACCUGGGAUCGGCUAUCGAUCGACUUGGUGGUGUGCGCCGGAGACUCUGGGAGGAAGACCAUGAUGGCGAACUCGGGGAUUCUACCCUGGACGGCGAUGAUGACGAUACGUCGGGCCAGAAACACACUUUCAAUACUUUGGUCACGGCAGACGAUAGUUCCGCUGCGAAGACUAGGCGGAUGCGUUGGUUGUCACAGAUUUGCGAAUACUGGCCUCUCCGAAAACUUGUGUCGGUUACUGACGAGGAUAUUCUCGCUAUCCUAAAAGCAUACUCGUCUGGUAAGGACAUUGCAAAGGAGACAAAUGGAACGAGUGGUUUGGCAAAGAAGGGAAAGAUUGUGCUAGCAGGCUCUGGACCUGGACACCCGGACCUGCUUACCCGCGCCACAUACAACGCCAUCCAGAAUGCCGACAUCAUUCUGGCUGAUAAGCUCGUUCCGGCGCCAGUUUUGGAGGUGAUUCCCCGCAGGACGGAAGUCCAUAUUGCACGCAAGUUUCCCGGCAAUGCCGACCAAGCACAAGAAGAAUUUCUGCAGAUGGGUCUUGCAGCCCUCCGAAAAGGACAGCAGGUUCUCCGUCUGAAGCAAGGUGACCCAUAUCUUUAUGGUCGCGGAGCCGAAGAAUUCGAGUUCUUCCGGGCCGAAGGCUAUACUCCAGUUGUGCUGCCAGGUAUCACCAGCGCCAUGAGUGCGUCUCUGUUUGCAGAUAUCCCGGCUACUCACCGCGGCGUAUCUGAUCAGGUGCUGGUCUGCACAGGAACUGGCCGGAAGGGCGCUGCCCCGGUGCCUCCAGCAUACGUGCCCACCCAGACUGUUGUCUUUUUGAUGGCCCUUCACCGACUCUCUGCUCUGAUUGAGUCUCUCACCACAUUCCCCGCCGAGGACUCGAACCGUUCACGAACGCUUUGGCCGAAGGAGACCCCUUGUGCGAUUGUCGAGCGUGCCUCCUGCCCCGACCAGCGUGUCAUUCGCUCAACCUUGGAGCAUAUAUGUCUCGCAUUUGAAGAGGCUGGCUCUCGGCCACCAGGCUUGCUAGUUGUUGGUGCCAGCUGCCAUGUCCUGCAUAGACCCGCUGACGGCCAGAAAUGGGUGAUUGAGGAGGGCUUUCAUGGCCUGGAUGAACUGCACGGUGAACUGGACACUGUGGUGUCACUACACGAAGAGAAAUGA